UUGUACUGAUUUUUCUACGUGACCGUAAAAAAGUUGCUCCAGUAAAAGUUUACAAAAAUCAAAAGGAAUUUGUUAAAAUCACCCUAAAUAAACCAUCCGAAAAGAUGGGUGAUUCACUUGAAAAUCCAGAUGUGUCAUUAGAUGCACAAAAUGCAGUCAUUGUUGACUAUGGGGCCUUUGCAAAUUAUUUGCGUAAGGCGGCCACCAUUUUGUUGCCUGAAAAUAAUAAUGACGACAACUAUCCACCGGCUGCAUUGUGUGACGCUCUAGAAGAGAAAAACAACCAAGAUUGCAUCCGGAAAUUUCUAUCUGAUCCGCAAGUGCCAGCAUUGUAUGUCCAACGUAGUUCGACUAAAGACGAUGAACCGGAUCAGCCACCCGAAGGCGAAGAAGAAAAAACGGCCGUCAGCUACUUCAUCAGCAACGACGUUCAUUUCACCACCAGUCGUAUGGCCGCCCUUGCGUGCAUUAAACGAGGCGGUGUAAUUGAAGCCGAUAAGUCCAUUCACAGCCAGCUGCGUCUGAUCAAUUUCUCCGAAGGGUCACCGUACGAAACGUUGCACUCGUUCAUCAGUAAAUCGCUGGCGCCGUACUUCAAAAGUUAUGUGAAAGAGUCCGGUCGAGCCGAUCGUGACGGCGAUAAGAUGGCACCGUCCGUGGAGAAGAAACUGGCCGAACUGGAAAUGGGACUGUUGCAUUUGCAGCAAAAUAUCGAUAUUCCCGAGAUAACGUUGACCAUCAAUCCGGCCGUUGCGACCGUUAUCAAACAGUGUACCGAUGAGGAUCGCAAGGCGAAAGUUAUCGAUUUCGGGGACAAGGUUGAAGACUCGAGUUUCUUGAAUACGCUCCAGCAUGGCGUCAAUCGUUGGAUCAAAGAGAUUCAGAAGGUGACGAAAUUGGAUCGUGAUCCGUCGUCCGGUACUGCAUUGCAGGAAAUCUCGUUUUGGUUGAAUUUGGAACGGGCACUGCACCGCAUUCAGGAGAAACGUGAAUCGCCAGAAGUCGCAUUGACUUUGGACAUUCUGAAGCAUGGCAAACGCUUCCAUGCCACCGUUUCAUUCGACUCGGACACUGGGCUGAAGCAGGCGCUCGCAAUGGUUGCCGAUUACAAUCCGUUGAUGAAGGACUUCCCGAUCAAUGACCUAUUGUCGGCCACUGAACUGGAAAAGAUUCGGUCCGCAGUUCAGGCAAUCUUCGCCCAUUUGCGCAAAAUUCGCAGCACCAAAUAUCCGAUACAGCGUGCCCUACGUCUCAUCGAAGCAAUUUCGCGUGAUUUGAGCCAACAACUGUUGAAGGUAUUGGGCACACGACGCCUGAUGCAUAUACCAUUCGACGAAUUUGAACGCGUUAUGAACCAAUGCUUCGAAGUGUUCAGCUGCUACGACGAUGAAUACGACAAGUUGCAAGGAUUGUUGCGCGACAUCGUUAAGAAGAAGCGUGACGAGCAUAUAAAGAUGGUGUGGCGUGUGUUGCCGGCCCAUAAGAAACUUCAGACUCGAAUGGAGCAUAUGAGGAAGUUCCGUAGGCAGCACGAGCAAUUGCGAACUGUCAUUUUGAGAGUUCUGCGACCGACCAAACAGCAGGCAGCAGCCGAAAUUACCCAAGCCGACACUAAACAACCCUACAGUCUUGAAGCAGCCGAUGCAAACGCCAUCGAAGAAGUGAACUUUGCUUACGAGAAUGUCAAGGAGGUCGAAUGUUUGGACAUAACGAAAGAAGGAUCCGAAGCUUGGGAUGCGGCCGUUAAGCGCUAUGAAGAACGUAUCGAUCGGGUUGAGACGAGAAUUACUGCCCAUCUGCGUGAUCAACUUGGAAUUGCUAAGAAUGCCAAUGAGAUGUUCCGCAUCUUCUCGCGAUUCAAUGCACUCUUCGUUCGUCCACACAUUCGUGGCGCAAUAAGAGAGUACCAAACGCAGCUGAUUCAGCGUGUCAAGGACGACAUCGAAGCUCUGCAUGAGAAAUUUAAGAUUCAAUACUCGCAGGGUAAAAGCUGUCGAUUGUCUGUUGUUCGAGACUUACCGCCCGUAGCUGGUUCCAUCAUUUGGGCUCGUCAAAUUGACAAUCAGUUGACCAUGUACUUGAAGCGGGUCGAAGACGUUCUCGGAAAGGGCUGGGAGACCCAUAUCGACGGCCAGAAACUCAAGGCCGAUGGGGACAGUUUCCGUGCCAAAUUGUCCACAACGGAAGUGUUCCAAGAAUGGGCGCGCAAAGUACAAGAGCGAAAUCUCGGCAUCACCGGUCGCAUUUUUAUGAUCGAUUCAGCACGAUCUCGUACGGGCCGUGGAAACGUUUUGAAGUUGAAGGUGAAUUUCCUACCCGAGAUCAUAACGCUGUACAAGGAAGUGCGUAACUUUAAGGGACUGGGAUUCCGAGUACCAUUGGCUAUCGUCAACAAGGCACAUCAGGCCAAUCAACUGUAUCCGUUUGCCAUUUCGUUGAUCGAAAGUGUUCGUGCUUAUGAACGCACGCUGGACAAGAUUGAAGACCGUGCUACCAUUGUUCCGCUAGUAGCUGGACUACGCAAAGACGCAUUGGCAUUGGUGAACGAAGGCCUGGCCUUGGUUUGGGAAAGCUACAAGCUUGACAAUUACGUUCAACGUCUCAGCGACUGUGUUGUCUCGUUCCAAGAAAAGGUCGAAGAUCUGCUGGUGGUCGAAGAGCAGCUUGAUGUCGACGUGCGUUCCCUGGAAACCUGUCCGUACAGUGCAGCAACGUUUGCCGACAUUUUGUCCAAAAUUCAACAUGCUGUCGAUGACUUAUCGCUACGCCAAUAUUCCAAUCUGCACAUCUGGGUGACUCGCUUGGAUGAAGAAGUCGAGAAGAAGCUUGCGGCUCGUUUACAAUUUGGCGUAGUAGCAUGGACAGAGGCACUGAGUGGCAACAAGAAGGGUGUUGACUUAUCAAUGGAUACAGAUGCUCCAGCUGCACCGACUCACAAACCUGGUGGCGAUCCGCACAUUCAGCAUGCCAUCCAUGAGAUCAGAAUCACCAAUCAACAAAUGUAUCUGUUUCCCUCUAUCGAAGAGGCACGAUUCCAGAUUACGCAACAGUUUUUCGCAUGGCAAGCCAUUGUAACAUCCCAAAUCCGUUUGCAAAGCUCUCGCUAUCAGGUUGGUCUAGAUAAGCCAGUGUUGGAGACGUACCGUAAUCUGUUGACGAAAUUCCCUGCUGGAUCGGAACCGCUGGAAAAUGCGUAUGAGGCGAUCGAGAAGAAAGUUUCGGAGGUGCGCAAUUAUGUCGAUGAAUGGUUGCGCUAUCAAAGCUUGUGGGAUCUGCAACCGGACACUCUGUAUGGCAACCUCGGCGAGGAUGUCAAUUUAUGGAUCAAGUGUUUGAACGACAUUAAAAAGUCUCGAACUACAUUCGACACUUCUGACACACGUCGCGCCUACGGUCCGAUUAUCAUUGACUAUGCGAAGGUACAAGCUAAGGUGACCUUGAAAUAUGAUUCUUGGCAUAAGGAGGCAUUGAGUAAGUUCGGUUCGCUGCUCGGCACUGAGAUGACUACGUUCCACAGCAAAGUGUCGAAAUCGCGCAAUGAUUUGGAAUUGCAAAGCAUUGAAGCAGCUAGUACAUCGGACGCUGUCAGUUUCAUUACGUAUGUGCAGUCGUUGAAGAAGGAAAUGCUCGUUUGGGACAAACAAGUCGAAGUGUACCGUGAGGCGCAACGCAUUCUCGAACGUCAACGAUUCCAGUUUCCGACCGCAUGGCUUCACGUUGACAAUAUCGAAGGCGAAUGGAUGGCAUUCAAUGAGAUUUUGAAACGUAAAGACUCGGCCAUUCAGACGCAAGUUGCUAGCUUGCAAACGAAAAUUGUGGCUGAAGAUAAGGCGGUUGAGAGUCGCACCAUGGACUUCUUGAACGAUUGGGAGAACAACAAGCCCACUGGAGGAAAAACUCGACCGGAUGACGCGCUACAGCAGUUGCAGUUGUUCGAAAGCAAAUUUUCGCGAUUGAAGGAGGAACGGCAAAAUGUGGCCAAGGCCAAGGAAGCUUUGGAACUCCAGGAAUCGGCUAUUCCGAACAAUAGUACGGAAAAGAUGACCGUUGUCUUGGAAGAAUUGCAAGAUCUGCGUGGAGUUUGGAGCGAACUGUCCAAGAUCUGGAGUCAAAUUGACGAAACACGAGAAAAGCCAUGGUUGUCAGUGCAGCCACGUAAGCUACGUCAAUCUUUGGAAGCUAUGAUGAGCCAGUUGAAAGAGCUGCCAGCUCGACUGCGCAUGUAUGAGAGUUAUGAAUACGUCAAGAAACUCAUUCAGAGCAACAUCAAAGUCAACAUGUUGAUUGUCGAACUGAAAUCGGACGCCUUGAAGGAACGUCACUGGAAACUUCUGACAAAACAACUACGCGUCAACUGGGUCCUCUCCGAUUUGACAUUGGGUCAGGUAUGGGACGUUAACUUGCUGAAAAACGAAUCGAUCGUGAAAGACAUCAUUUUGGUGGCCCAAGGUGAAAUGGCGCUGGAAGAGUUCUUGAAACAGGUGCGUGAAUCGUGGCAAAACUAUGAGCUGGACUUGAUUAAUUACCAGAACAAAUGCCGCAUCAUUCGUGGCUGGGAUGAUCUGUUCAACAAAGUCAAAGAGCACAUCAACUCAGUUGCCGCCAUGAAACUGUCACCGUACUACAAAGUGUUCGAAGAGGAGGCGAUCACCUGGGAAGAGAAGCUGAACCGAAUCAAUGCAUUGUUUGAUGUUUGGAUCGAUGUGCAACGGCGAUGGGUGUACUUGGAAGGAAUUUUCUCCGGCAGUGCUGACAUCAAAACACUUCUACCAGUCGAAACGAGUCGUUUCCAGAGCAUGAGUUCCGAGUUUUUGGCUUUGAUGAAAAAGGUGGCCAAAUCACCCAAAGUAAUGGACGUGUUGAACAUUCCGGCCGUGCAACGUUCACUGGAACGACUAGCCGAUUUGUUGGGUAAAAUCCAGAAGGCCCUGGGAGAGUAUCUGGAACGCGAACGAACAUCGUUUCCUCGAUUCUAUUUCGUUGGCGAUGAAGAUCUACUGGAAAUCAUUGGCAACUCCAAAAAUAUUGCCCGACUGCAGAAGCACUUCAAGAAAAUGUUUGCUGGCGUCGCAUCGAUCAUACUGAACGAAGAAAGCAACGUCAUUCUGGGCAUAGCUUCUCGGGAAGGCGAAGAAGUUAUGUUCAUUCGCCCUGUGUCGACCGUCGAUCAUCCGAAAAUCAACGAAUGGUUGACCUUGGUGGAGAAAGAGAUGCGAUUCACGCUGGCAUCCCGAUUGGCCGAGGCUGUGCAAGACAUAAAACAGUUCAAGGAAGGUGCCAUCGACUCACAGAAGUACAUGGAAUGGUGCGACAAGUAUCAAGCUCAGAUCGUCGUUCUUGCUGCACAGAUUUUGUGGUCCGAAGAUGUGGAAGCUGCGUUGCAACAGGCAACUGACCAUCCUGGUGACAAAAAUCCGUUGAAUCGUGUCAAUACAACGGUGGAAACAACGCUUAAUGUAUUGGCUGACUCCGUUCUACAGGAACAACCGCCGCUUCGUCGUCGAAAGCUCGAACAUUUGAUCAAUGAGUUUGUGCACAAACGUACAGUCACCCGACGACUGGUUGCGAAUGGAGUCACCAACUCUAAGUCAUUCGAAUGGCUAUGCGAAAUGAGAUUUUAUUUCGAUCCACGACAGACUGAGGUGUUGCAACAACUCACCAUCCACAUGGCGAAUGCUCGCUUUUUCUACGGUUUUGAGUAUCUUGGUGUCCAAGAUCGUUUGGUGCAGACUCCACUCACUGAUCGAUGUUAUUUAACAAUGACCCAAGCAUUGGAAGCGCGUUUGGGAGGUAGUCCAUUCGGUCCAGCCGGCACAGGAAAGACGGAAUCUGUUAAAGCGCUCGGUCAUCAGCUCGGUCGUUUUGUGUUGGUGUUCAACUGUGACGAGACAUUCGAUUUCCAGGCGAUGGGUCGCAUUUUCGUCGGUUUGUGUCAGGUGGGAGCAUGGGGAUGCUUCGACGAAUUUAAUCGUUUGGAGGAGAGAAUGCUGUCGGCAGUUUCGCAACAGAUUCAGACCAUACAGGAGGCGCUGAAACUGCACCAAGAACAGGAUGCCAAUAAAAUUACUCAAAGCAUCGAGGUUGAAUUGGUUGGAAAACAGGUGCGUGUCUCAACGGACAUGGCCAUAUUCAUAACCAUGAAUCCGGGUUACGCAGGUCGUUCGAAUCUACCAGACAAUUUGAAGAAGCUCUUCCGAUCAUUGGCAAUGACCACACCAGAUCGUCAGCUCAUUGCCGAAGUGAUGUUGUUCAGUCAAGGUUUCCGCACGGCCGAGAAACUUGCCUGCAAAAUUGUUCCGUUCUUUAAGCUGUGCGACGAACAGUUGUCCAACCAAUCCCAUUACGACUUCGGAUUGCGUGCGCUGAAAUCGGUGCUGGUGUCGGCCGGUAAUGUGAAACGAGAUCGAAUCAUGAAAAUCAAGGACAACAUGCAUCAGCAAGGUGAAACGAACAUCGACGAAGCGUCGAUCGCCGAAAAUCUGCCCGAACAGGAGAUUCUGAUUCAAUCCGUUUGCGAGACAAUGGUGCCGAAGCUAGUCGCCGAGGAUAUUCCAUUGUUGUUCUCAUUGCUCAGCGAUGUGUUCCCGAAUGUUGGCUAUACUCGUGCGGAAAUGAAGGGUUUGAAGGACGAGAUUCGUAAAGUGUGUGCGGAGGAGUAUUUGGUGUGCGGUGAAGGUGACGAUCAGAGCAGCCACUGGAUGGAAAAGGGAUUCGGCGAGACGUGGGUGUCAAAAGUGCUGCAACUCUACCAAAUUUCCAAUUUAAAUCAUGGCCUGAUGAUGGUUGGCCCAUCCGGUUCUGGUAAAUCGACAGCAUGGCGUGUCCUACUGAAAGCGCUGGAACGUUUUGAAGGAGUUGAAGGCGUUGCCCAUGUUAUCGAUCCGAAGGCAAUAUCCAAGGAAGCGUUGUACGGUGUCUUAGAUCCGAAUACGCGGGAAUGGACGGAUGGUCUGUUCACGCACAUUUUGAGAAAGAUCAUCGAUAACGUGCGCGGUGAAAUCAACAAACGCCAAUGGAUCAUAUUUGAUGGUGACGUUGAUCCGGAGUGGGUAGAAAAUCUGAAUUCGGUGCUCGAUGACAAUAAGUUGUUGACAUUGCCGAACGGUGAACGUCUUUCGUUGCCGCCGAACGUUCGGGUUAUGUUCGAAGUGCAAGACCUGAAAUUCGCAACGCUGGCCACAGUUUCACGUUGCGGUAUGGUGUGGUUCUCCGAAGAUGUUCUGUCGACCGAAAUGAUAUUCGAGAACUACAUGUCCCGCUUGAAGAACAUCCCACUCGAAGAUUCGGACGAUGACAGCUUUGGCAAUUCGGGUGGCCAGGAUGAUGAGUUGUCACCGUGUCUAGCGACACAACGAGACAUUGCCGCCCUUUUGCAAACAUACUUUUCGGGUGACGGCUUGGUUGUUCGUUGCUUAGAAUACUCAGCGACUCAAGAACACAUUAUGGACUUCACUCGGCUGCGUGCUCUCAGUUCAUUGUUUUCGAUGCUGAAUCAAUUCGCUCGCAACGUGCUGAAAUUCAAUCAACAGCACUCCGAUUUCCCAGUUACAGCAGAUCAGCUAGAACAAUACAUACCAAAGACCCUCGUCUACUCGUUGUUGUGGUCAUUCACUGGCGAUGCUAAGCUUAAAGUGCGCAGCGAUUUUGGCGACUUUGUUCGUAGCGUUACGUCGAUUCCAUUGCCGAAUAACCCGGGCGUUCCAAUAAUCGAUUAUGAGGUCAACAUUAAAGGUGACUGGGUGCCCUGGUCGAACAAAGUUCCAUCGAUGGAUGUUGAAACUCACAAAGUUGCUGCACCAGAUGUCGUUGUUCCAACGUUGGACACAGUUCGUCACGAGUCUUUGUUGUACACUUGGCUGGCUGAACAUAAACCGUUAGUUCUUUGUGGGCCACCUGGAUCCGGCAAGACCAUGACUCUAUUUUCCGCUUUACGUGCACUACCCGACAUGGAAGUGGUCGGCUUGAAUUUCUCAUCUGCUACAACGCCUGAACUUCUGCUGAAAACGUUCGACCACUACUGUGAAUAUCGUAAAACACCGAACGGCGUCGUACUGGCACCAGUUCAGAUCGGAAAGUGGUUGGUACUCUUCUGCGAUGAAAUCAAUCUACCGGACAUGGACUCGUAUGGAACGCAACGCGUCAUUUCAUUUUUACGCCAGUUGGUCGAACAUAAAGGCUUCUUCCGGACCAACGACCAAGCCUGGGUUUCAUUGGAACGAAUUCAAUUUGUCGGAGCUUGUAAUCCACCCACUGAUCCGGGUCGCAAACCGUUAAGUCACCGUUUCUUACGUCACGUUCCGAUCAUCUAUGUCGACUAUCCCGGUGAAACGUCGUUGAAGCAAAUCUACGGAACGUUCUCGCGAGCUAUGCUUCGAUUGCAGCCACCUCUCGGUGGAUACGCUGAACCGUUGACCAAUGCAAUGGUUGAAUUCUACCUGGCGUCACAAGAUCGUUUCACGCAGGACAUGCAACCGCAUUACGUUUAUUCGCCACGUGAAAUGACACGCUGGGUGAGAGGUAUUUGUGAAGCGAUUCGGCCUUUGGAUAAUCUGUCGGUGGAAGGCCUGGUGAGACUUUGGGCCCAUGAAGCAUUACGAUUGUUCCAAGAUCGCUUGGUCGAAGAUAGUGAACGGCGCUGGACCAACGAGAACAUUGACAUCGUUGCCAUGAAACAUUUCCCGAGUGUGGACUGUGAGAAAGCGUUGAGUCGUCCGAUUUUGUACAGCAAUUGGUUGUCCAAGGAUUACACUCCGGUCAAUCGAGACGAGCUAAGGGACUAUGUGCGCGCAAGAUUGAAGAUUUUCUACGAAGAAGAACUGGACGUUCCGUUGGUGCUGUUUGAUGAAGUGUUGGAGCAUGUUCUGCGAAUCGAUCGAAUUUUCCGUCAACCGCAGGGACAUUUGCUGUUGAUUGGUGUUUCCGGUGCUGGCAAAACCACACUGUCUCGAUUCGUUGCCUGGAUGAAUGGUCUGUCGAUUUUCCAGAUUAAGGUUCACAACAAGUACACCAGCGAGGACUUUGACGAAGAUUUGCGAUCGGUGUUGCGUCGUUCGGGCUGCAAAGACGAGAAAAUUGCUUUCAUUUUGGACGAGUCCAACGUUCUCGAUUCCGGAUUCCUCGAACGAAUGAACACUCUACUAGCCAACGGCGAAGUGCCUGGUCUGUUUGAAGGUGAUGAAUACACAACACUUAUGACCCAAUGCAAAGAAGGAGCUCAGCGUGAAGGACUAAUGUUAGAUUCCAGUGACGAACUGUACAAAUGGUUUACUCAACAAGUCAUGCGCAAUUUGCACGUUGUGUUCACAAUGAAUCCGUCCACAGACGGCCUAAAGGAUCGUGCAGCCACGUCUCCGGCAUUGUUCAAUCGUUGCGUUCUGAACUGGUUCGGCGAUUGGUCCGAUUCCGCGUUGUUCCAGGUCGGCAAAGAGUUUACCAUCAAAGUGGAUCUGGAGAAGCAGCAAUGGCGACGACCGGACUUUUUCCCAGCUGCUUGUGCACUGGUACCGGAUACGCCUUCGCAUCGCGAUGCCGUUAUUAAUGCUUGUGUGUACGUACAUCAGACAUUGCACAAAGCCAAUGCACGGUUGGCGAAACGUGGCGGACGCACCAUGGCCAUCACACCACGACAUUAUUUGGACUUCAUUCAUCAUUUCGUCAAAUUGUAUUCGGAGAAACGCAGUGACUUGGAAGAGCAACAGUUCCAUCUGAAAGUCGGUCUGAACAAAAUAGCCGAAACACUGCAACAGGUCGAAGAAAUGCAAAAAUCUCUGGCCGUCAAAUCGCAAGAAUUGCAAGCGAAAAACGAGGCUGCCAACGCUAAAUUGAAACAGAUGUUCAAGGACCAGCAGGAGGCCGAAAAGAAGAAGAUCCAAUCGCAAGAGAUUCAAAUCCAAUUGGCCGAACAAACGGUCAAGAUUGAAGAGAAACGGAAAUAUGUUAUGGCCGAUUUGGCGCAAGUGGAACCGGCCGUGUUGGACGCUCAGCAAGCUGUAAAAUCGAUUAAGAAACAGCAUCUGGUCGAAGUUCGUUCAAUGGCCAAUCCACCAGCUAUCGUUAAAUUGGCAUUAGAAUCGAUAUGUUUGCUGCUUGGCGAAAAUGCGUCCGAUUGGAAGUCUAUUCGUGCUGUUAUUAUGCGAGAAAAUUUCAUUAAUUCAAUCGUUUCGAACUUCAGUACUGAAGACAUUACGCAUAGGUUGAGCGAUGAUGUACGCGAAAAGAUGAAAACUCGUUAUCUGAGCAAUCCCGACUACAACUUCGAGAAAGUCAAUCGCGCCAGUAUGGCAUGUGGUCCCAUGGUCAAGUGGGCCAUUGCUCAGAUUGAAUACGCUGACAUGUUGAAACGAGUCGAACCGCUCCGUGAUGAAUUGCAAUCACUUGAAGAUCAGGCUGCAUUGAAUAUGAAACAUGCCCAGGACACAAAGGAUUUAAUUUCCCAGUUGGAACAAAGCAUCGCUGCUUACAAGGAGGAAUAUGCUCAGUUGAUAUCGCAGGCACAGGCGAUCAAAGCUGAUCUGGAAAAUGUUCAAGCUAAAGUGGAUCGAUCCAUUGCACUGCUGAAGAGCUUGAACAUUGAAAGGGAACGGUGGGAGACUACGAGUGAAACGUUCCGAUCGCAAAUGUCCACCAUUAUUGGAGACGUACUGUUAUCGGCGGCGUUCAUUGCUUAUGGAGGUUACUUCGAUCAACACUACCGAAGCAAUUUGUUUGCCACUUGGUGUCAACACUUACAAGCGGCCGCAAUUCAAUAUCGUUCUGACAUUGCACGCACGGAAUAUCUGUCCAAUCCCGAUGAACGUCUCCGUUGGCAAGCCAAUUCUUUGCCCACGGACGACCUGUGCACGGAAAAUGCGAUUAUGCUGAAACGAUUCAACCGAUACCCACUGAUUAUCGAUCCGUCCGGUCAGGCAACCGAAUUCAUCAUGAACGAGUUCGCCGGACGUAAAAUCACCAAAACCAGUUUCUUGGACGAUUCAUUCCGCAAGAAUUUGGAAAGCGCUCUGCGAUUCGGUAAUCCGUUGCUGGUCCAGGACGUUGAGAACUAUGAUCCAAUUUUGAAUCCGGUGUUGAAUCGCGAAUUACGUCGUACAGGCGGUCGAGUUUUGAUUACGUUGGGCGACCAGGACAUUGAUUUGUCGCCGUCGUUCGUCAUCUUUUUGUCAACGCGUGAUCCAACCGUUGAAUUUCCACCCGACAUCUGUUCACGUGUGACUUUCGUGAACUUUACGGUUACCAGAAGCAGUCUGCAGAGUCAAUGUUUGAAUCAAGUGCUCAAAGCUGAACGGCCAGACAUCGAUGAAAAGCGGUCUGAUCUGUUGAAACUGCAAGGUGAAUUCCAUUUGCGGCUACGUCAAUUGGAGAAGAGUCUGUUGCAGGCACUCAAUGAUGCGAAGGGCAAAAUUCUGGACGAUGAUUCGGUCAUCACAACGCUGGAGACUUUGAAGAAAGAAGCGGCCGACAUCGGACAAAAGGUGGAAGAGACAGAUAAGGUCAUUGCUGAAAUCGAGACCGUUUCGCAACAGUAUUUGCCAUUGUCAUUGGCCUGUUCGAAUAUCUACUUCACCAUGGACUCGUUGAAUCAGAUCCACUUCCUGUACCAGUACUCGCUGAAGAUGUUUUUGGAAAUAUUCAGCACGGUCCUGUACAACAAUCCCAAACUGGACGGAAAGACCGACUACACCGGCCGCUUGAGUAUCAUCACCAAGGAACUGUUUACCGUGUGCUACGAUCGUGUAGCUAGAGGAAUGAUCCAUGCCGAUCGACUGACGUUCGCCAUUCUGUUGUGUAAAAUUCACUUGAAAGGCACAUCGGACACCAAUCUGGACGCCGAAUUCAACUUUUUCCUACGCAGUCGCGAAGGUUUGAUGUCGAACCAGCGAAAUGUUGACGGUCUUUCGUCGGAACAGAUCGAAAGCGUGAACCGAUUGGCAACCCGAUUACCGAACUUCGCCAAACUGAUCGAUAAAGUGAAGUCGAUGCCAGAGAUUGGCGCCUGGUUGCAACAGGGUUCACCCGAACAAUGUGUACCGCAGUUGUGGGACGAGACAAAGGCGUUGUCACCAGCAGCAGCUGCUACGCAUCAAUUGCUACUCAUUCAGGCUUUCCGUCCGGAUCGAGUAAUUGCAGCCGGACAAUUGUUGGUAGCCACAGUAUUAGGAGACGAUUUCAUGCCAAUGGCAGAAACGGAAUUGGAUUUCACCACAUGCGUUGAGAAGCAAUUGACAGCAAGCACACCGGCGUUACUGUGUUCAGUGCCCGGUUUCGAUGCUUCUGGUCGAGUGGAUGAUUUGGCUACUGAAUUGAACAAACAAAUUUCGAGCAUUGCUAUCGGUUCUGCGGAAGGAUUCAAUCAAGCUGAUCGUGCCAUCAAUUCUGCUUGUAAAACUGGCCGUUGGGUGCUACUGAAGAACGUACACCUCGCUCCACAAUGGUUGAUUCAACUGGAAAAGAAAUUGCAUUCACUGCAACCACAUUCCGGAUUCCGACUGUUCCUGACUAUGGAAAUUAGUCCAAGAGUCCCCGUCAAUCUACUACGAGCUGGCCGAAUAUUUGUCUUCGAACCACCACCAGGCAUUCGAGCCAACUUGUUGCGAACCUUCAAAUUCAUUCCGGUUAAUCGGAUGAUGAAACAGCCGAGUGAACGGGCGCGACUCUAUUUCCUAUUGGCUUGGUUCCAUGCAAUCGUUCAAGAGCGGCUACGUUAUGUUCCACUCGGUUGGGCCAAGAAGUAUGAAUUCAAUGAAUCGGAUCUACGUGUCGCUUGCGACACAUUGGACACUUGGAUUGAUACGACCGCAAUGGGACGAACGAAUCUUCCGCCAGAGAAAGUUCCAUGGGACGCUAUCGUCACAUUGCUGUCUCAGAGUAUCUACGGCGGUAAAAUCGACAACGACUUCGAUCAAAGACUUCUGGCAUCAUUUUUGGGCAAACUAUUCACGGCCCGUAGCUUUGAAGCCGAUUUCGCGUUGGUUGCGAAUGUGGAUGGUGUUGCGGGUGGACCGAAUGGCCAGCGUCAUAUUACAAUGCCGGAUGGAACGCGUCGUGAUCAUUUCUUGAAAUGGAUUGAAGGAUUGGCCGAUCGUCAGACACCAUCGUGGCUGGGUCUACCGAACAAUGCUGAGAAAGUGUUGCUGACAACGCACGGUACGGAUUUGGUUAGCAAAUUACUAAAAAUGCAACAGUUGGAAGACGAUGAUGAGUUGGCGUACAGUGCUGAAGAGGGAUUGGAAACGACCAAACCGCGACAAGAAGAUGGUCGUCCAUCCUGGAUGAAAACGUUACAUAACAGUGCCACCGCAUGGUUGGAAUUGCUACCGAAAUCGUUGCAAACGCUCAAACGCACCGUCGAAAAUAUCAAAGACCCGCUUUAUCGCUACUUUGAAAGAGAAGUUGCCAGUGGUGCAAAACUCUUGUUAGAAGUUAUCAGCGAUCUGCAAGAUGUUGUGUGGAUUUGUCAGGGAGAAAAGAAGCAGACAAACCAUCAUCGCUCAAUGUUGAGCGAAUUAGUACGUGGCAUCAUUCCGAAAGGUUGGCGUCGCUAUACAGUGCCGGCUGGAUGUACGGUCAUUCAAUGGAUCACCGACUUUAGUAACCGAAUUCAACAAUUGCAGAAAGUGUCCAAAUUGGUAUCGCAGGCUGGUGCUAAGGAGCUACAGGGCUUCCCCGUAUGGCUCGGUGGACUUUUGAAUCCGGAAGCGUAUAUUACGGCUACGCGACAGUGUGUUGCACAGGCAAACAGUUGGUCGUUGGAGGAAUUGACACUGGAGGUGACGAUUACCGAACAGGGUGGCGAUGGCAAUCACAAAGACAGCAGCUUCGGUGUGACUGGUCUCAAACUGCAGGGAGCUCAAUGCAAAAACAAUCAAUUGCUGCUAACGUCAACGAUUAUGAUGGAUCUUCCGUUGACGUUGCUGAAAUGGGUCAAAACCGAUGCUACACAUCGCUCUACGAAGCUCACACUCCCGGUGUACUUGAAUUCGACCAGAGCCGAAUUACUGUUCACGGUUGACUUGGCUGUUGCGCCCGGACAGGAUCCGCAUAGUUUCUAUGAACGAGGUGUUGCCGUUCUUACAUCGACGGCUCUCAAUUAAAUUGUAGAAAAUUCAGGGCUACGCUUAGCGAUCGCAGAAAGCCCACUGCUCUUAAUAAUAACCCGCUUGGAUGUUGUAGUUAAAGACAUCCGUUCUAUGCAAGAAAAUAAAUUUUAAUUUCAAAUCA
Messenger RNA from Bradysia coprophila, 14214 nucleotides. It is a transcript of the gene Dhc64C, whose product is annotated as dynein heavy chain, cytoplasmic. The record is from RefSeq and is a predicted model, not a curated record. Gene Ontology annotation, cellular component: axonemal dynein complex. Gene Ontology annotation, molecular function: minus-end-directed microtubule motor activity; dynein intermediate chain binding; dynein light intermediate chain binding. NCBI's taxonomy places the organism in Eukaryota, Metazoa, Arthropoda, Insecta, Diptera, Sciaridae. Gene Ontology annotation, biological process: microtubule-based movement.